Molecule: messenger RNA, 1055 nt
Organism: Moneuplotes crassus
Lineage: Eukaryota; Ciliophora; Spirotrichea; Euplotida; Euplotidae
Source: the annotation of a GenBank genome assembly
AUGCUGAAAAUUACAUUUUUAACGCUAAUUAAGGGAUUUGAACCUGUGAGGAGAUUGGUAAGGAAGAGGGAAGUUGGAUUUAAGGGGUUGUGGGUAGGGGCCUGGAAAGAGAGAGCAAGAGAUUUGAGGUUGUGGGUGGUAGAUCUUGGCUGGGAAGCUGGUGCUAGCGUUUAGAGAAGAUUAUUGUGGUUUUGAGGAUCCUUUUGAUAUAGGAGGGAUUUUGGCUUCAGAGAGUUGGUUUUUUGUAGUGAUUGUAGUGUUAGAAAUUUCUUAUUAGAGUGUUAUCAAGAUUCUCUAGUUUUUGUAGUGAGAUAUGAGAGAAAUUAGAGAGGUUAAUGCUCUGAGUAUGUAUAUGUGGCCAAAGAGAUAUUUAAGAUGGAACAGGAGGUAUUCAUAUCGUCUGGAAAGCUUCAAGAAGUAAGAAUAUCGCUAAAGAAAAUUUUAACUUCUUAAUUAGAUGCUAAAAAUUCUUUAAAGUGAAAAUAGAGGGGACUGAUUAGGAAAUCCUUCUAAAAGAAGGACUUUAAUUAAAUUUUAGUAGUCGGAGAAAUUAGCUUCAUAAAAAAUAAGAUUUUGGAUUAAAGAUAUCAAGAUACGAGUUUUUAAGCCAAGAAAUUAUGUCUAGAAAUAAGAUUUGAAACUAGGAGAUGAGAGUAGUAACUUAUUUAAAAUCUAAAUAAUUAUAAGAAGGUAUGAUUAAAAUUGAAUUUAAAUCCUUUACUUCAGCCCCGUUUCAAAAACUAAUACUACAAAGCAUCAAAAUCAUCAGAGCAUCUCCUAGUGACCAAGGAUCCUUGUGAUAAUCGGCUUCCUAAACUGGAUAUCACAAGGCUUCAUAAUUGUAGCUGUUAGAUCAUCAACAUCAAAAUUUAUGCUAAUAAUCCUAAUUGUACCAUGAUUGUACUCGGCAGAAGUUCUUCCUAUUCUUAAUUUCAGAAAGAAUUUCUGAAACUAAAUAUGACAAGAAACAAUGAACAUUAACUAUAAGCUAUGAAUGAGAGGAUGAAAGAAGGCCACUCCUAAGCAUAAUUUAUUACCCUUUUAUCUAAACUCUC